This is a messenger RNA of Parathielavia appendiculata, 2494 nucleotides long. Its product is annotated as Mis6-domain-containing protein. Lineage: Eukaryota; Fungi; Ascomycota; Sordariomycetes; Sordariales; Chaetomiaceae. Gene Ontology annotation, biological process: mitotic sister chromatid segregation; CENP-A containing chromatin assembly. Gene Ontology annotation, cellular component: inner kinetochore; kinetochore. Bases 236 to 2332 code for a protein of 698 amino acids. The transcript has 8 exons. The record is from RefSeq and is a predicted model, not a curated record.
CGAUCACAUCAUUCACAUGGCGUCGGAGGUCCCCACUUGGUAUUUAUCAUGUGAUUCCAUCAUUACACACGAAGGAGUCCCGUAAACCAUUCUAUGCAUGACCAAGCGCGGCGCGAUUCAGCGACGUGUUUGGACGGGGAGCAAUUACACAGGUUUACGGACAGACAAGCCGAAAUGAAUGAGAAAUUUUGUUGAGAGCUCAGUUAAAGCGCACUGAUAAAUAAAAUAAAGUACAAUGUCGUCGCCAGGCGGCCAAGUCUUCGAUAACCUUGAUGGUCUCAUUGAAGAUCUCGAGACGGCCUCAACGGUGCCUGCAAAGCGCCGCAAGACAGGCAUCAAGUCAACGAUCGAGAAAACGACCGCGACGCUUUACGAGACGGGAGCCCUUCCCGACGAGCUCGCCCGCCUCGUAGACCUGCUGACCAUCCGCAACUUUCUCGACCAAGCCAGCCUCGGUGCUAUUGUCCGAAACCUGUACCCGUCGGGAAAGGUCAGCGAUGAGGUCGUCUUGCGAUUUCUAGGCGCCCUGGGCCACGGCCAGCUCAAGCCCUCGCUCUACCUCCAGGCCCUGUUCCUCCGAUGGCUUGUGAUGGUGUACCACUUGCUGGAGAAUUCGGCCGUUCUGUCGCAGGCGUAUGGCGUGCUGUUCAAUUUGCUCGAUACAGCCGCUAUCAGGCCACAACUGUGUCAUCUCCUGGCGCUGGUGACGAGGCGCAAGCAUGUGAGGCCAUUCCGGAUACAGGCCAUACUCAACCUGUCCCGGCAGACGAGCGGGGACCCCAAUCUGACGGGCCUUCUCCGCGUAUUCAAGAACUACUACCCAGAGGUUAUUGUCGGUGACAUCACAAAGGGACGAGCUGCAUCCUUCAAGCAUCCAGAUCCUCAAUGGCGGGCAAGACUCGACGAGAUCCAGAAGCAGCGCUCUGAGCGUGAAGCGGACCCUGCCAUCAGAAAUGGCUUUGCUGUCAGUCAUGACCUAGGUCGGCGGUUGAAGGGGACAAAACAUCUGUUUCCUACUGUCCAUACUAUGCAUGCCCAAGAGAGCUCCGUCACCUUGGAAGAGAUAGACAACGCCGAGUCCUUUGUCAAGAAGCUCGAGAAGAUUGAGCUGCCUACCCAGCUCGUGGCCGUCUUGGCGGACCCCCUUCUGCAAAAGCUGUUGCUCCUCCGGCCAGAUGCCGAGGGGUUCUCCCGCAUCAGCAACUGGCUAAUGGCCUGUUUGGGCGAUGUCGCAAGCGGAGAUGCGGAUUCCGACAUCUUUCUAGACAUACUGGAGGUCAUCCACGACUAUGCAGUUGCCACCAAUUCAUUAUCCCCUCUACUACUCACCUUCUUCGCACAGUUUCUGGAAGUUUGGGACGGCUCAAAAAAGCGGGAUGUGGUCGUCGAGACUCUGAGUUUCGCUCCGGUGAUGAAGUUCGAGGAACUGUACAGAAUCCUCCGAGUGUUGGAGCAGUCGAUGCUGGAUAACACGCCAUCCUCCCAAGUCUCGCUUCUGAGAUUUUACACGCUUCUUCUUCGGCGGUGGACAAUUACCAUGGAAGCUGCAGAGCGCCUCGAUGCCCUCCCUGCAGACACAGUUCCCAACCUUAUCGGUUAUGUCAACCAGCUCACACUGACUCUAACCCAAACCUCGCCAACAGUUGGGACUUUCCUAGAUAUCAUCGACUUCUACGAAGCCGCGGCAACGCUCUACUCCAAGCCGAAGCUCAUCGAGCACAUCGACAUCACCAUACCGCCUCCUCUACUCGUGUACCUCCUGUACUUCAGUCCCUCGCUCGCCGUGGUAUCCCGGCUGUGCGGCAUCCUCACCACGUACAAGCGCGCCUGGGAGGCCGUCAUGUCCCCGGCGGUGUCGCGGGGGCUGACACGGCGCGAGCGGGACCAGAUCAACGUGUUCAAUGGCUUCCUGAUGGAUCUCUGCAAUUGCCUGUGGCGGGGCCGCGCCUUUUCCACGACCGACGCCAACGCCCAAGGGUGCCGCAUCACGCAGCAGGCCCAGGCGUCGCUCGGGUCGUACCUCUCCGCUGUCGACCCGGACUUGGGUCUUGCGACGGCGUUUGGCUUGUCGCACUCUCCGUUGCUGUGUCUGCAGUCCAUUUCGCAUGUUCGCGAGUUGGAAGACGCCGAGAUGGCGACCAUCCGGACCAGACACGCUGGGCCCGUGACGGAGGCUUCGCUGGGACAGCUCGCUCAUAGGGGAGGCUUGAGGCUGUCGUGGCAGGAGUACAGGUCUGGCGUGCUGGCAUAUAUGGAGGCGAAGGGGUUUCCGGGCAUUCCCAACCUGAUGUACAACACCAUGAAAAAGCUCAUGAGCACGAGGCAGCACUGAAGGAGCAGGGGCUUUGUUAUGAAGAUACCCUACUUUGGUGAAAUCCUUCUGAGAGCCGUGCUGACAUUGGCUGUGUAUCUAGUAGUUGAAGGCAUCGUGAAUGCAAAUCUGACAGCCAUGUUGACAUCGGCUGUCCAUCUAUCAGUUGAAGUAUCCUCAAGG